Messenger RNA from Anopheles aquasalis, 996 nucleotides. Its product is annotated as snake venom serine protease 2C-like. Gene Ontology annotation, biological process: proteolysis. The record is from RefSeq and is a predicted model, not a curated record. Gene Ontology annotation, molecular function: serine-type endopeptidase activity. Lineage: Eukaryota; Metazoa; Arthropoda; Insecta; Diptera; Culicidae.
GACUACGGGCAAAGCAGUUAGUACGUGAUGAAUAGAAUAGCUGGAAUAAUACCAUUCGUCCUAGCUCUGCUUCUUUGCAGAGCUAUUGCUAGUGAAUGGCAAACCUGCUCUGAUAGUUUUGGAAAGGAAGGACUAUGUGUUCCUUUAUCAAGUUGUAGAGAGGUUUCAGAAUCGUUCAAAUCAAACCAGGUUUUCUCGUUAACGGAAAUAAACAACUUUCGGGCAUUGUAAUCGGCAUGUACCCAUACAUCUGAAACGAUCGAAACGAUGGUUGGUAUCCAUUCCAUGAUAUGCUGUUUCACGAAGCUCAAGCGGGACAAAGUUGAACACUACGUCCCUAAAUCUUGUGGUCAAAAACCGACGACGGAUAACAGCCCAUUCGGAUGGACAGUGUUAUUGGGAACAGGACACUUCUACCGCAGAUGCGUUGGCACUUUGAUCAACAGCGUCUUUGUUCUGACGGCGGCUCAUUGUGUCAAUGAAGUAGAGCCACACGAAAUCACACUGUAUUUUGGACAAGUUCCGGUGCGUGAGCUGCCUCAAUGUUUAGAACAUGAUCACUGUCUGAAGGCUAGUGGUCUUCAAUUGUGGAAACACCCAGGUUUCAAUUCGAGUACGAACAUUUUCAACGUAGCAGUUAUCGAGACGAACCUGAAUAAGGAUUCAAUAUUGCGAUACCCCAACAUUGGGAUUUAUCCGAUUUGUCUUCCGCUCAACGCAACAGAUGAGGAUACUCAGAUAGAGAAGAGGCAUAUCUUACGGCCGCGUAUCUACGACACAACAAACGGAAUACAGGAGGCAUGCGGAUAUUCGGGGGCUCCAAUCGUUGUUUUGGACAACGAAAAGCGGUAUCAUGUCGUCGGAGUCGCCAAUCAUCCUGUGGACUGUGAUCGAAAAAGGGUGAAGCGCGAUGCAACACCACUCAUGGAGUAUGUGGAUUGGAUACUCAGUGUUCUACCAGAGGGUAGAGAGGAACCAGAAACAAUUAAAGAUUGA